Penaeus monodon (black tiger shrimp) is the source of this 2592-nucleotide messenger RNA. It is a transcript of the gene RhoGAP5A, whose product is annotated as N-chimaerin-like. The coding region runs from base 93 to 1526 and encodes 477 amino acids. The transcript has 10 exons. Gene Ontology annotation, biological process: signal transduction; regulation of GTPase activity. The record is from RefSeq and is a predicted model, not a curated record. NCBI's taxonomy places the organism in Eukaryota, Metazoa, Arthropoda, Malacostraca, Decapoda, Penaeidae. Gene Ontology annotation, molecular function: GTPase activator activity.
CAUCACUAUGACUAUGACGUCAUCAGCGAUAAACAACAACAGCCCAGAAGUUGCGGAAUGGAGGGCGCUAGGCCGAGGAAAGAGGCCUAGGCAUGGAAAGUCAGGGGAACACGACGACCUGCUCGACUGCCAUGGAUGGAGGAAGGGGCCUGGAACAGCACCGGCGCGUCUCGUCUGUGUGGAAGUCCUACUUAUACCAGUUACAACAAGACGCACCCAAACCUGCUGCCGUACUUUGCACUGACCGUCCCCCAGAUUCUCCCCCAUAUUAUGGGUUGGAGUAUCAUGGAAGAAUUAGCAGACAUCAUUGUGAGAAACUGCUCACUGAGAAUGGAACUUACAUAGUGAGACACAGCGACAGAGCAGAGGGAUUUUAUACACUUAGCAUGAGAUUCAAUGAUGUGAUCAAGCAUUUCCGCUUGUACUAUGACGGUAAGCACUAUGUGGGCGAGAAGCGCUUUGACACAGUGCAUGACUUGGUUGCCGAUGGACUGGUCACCCUGUACAUGGAGUCACAGGCGGGGGAAUACCUGAAGAAGAUGUCAGCCACCUCCUACCUCAACUCCCCACACUACACCCUCACCAAGUCCCUCAGGAGGCACAUUCGCACCAACAGAUAUGCCGUUGUUGACACUGAGAACCAGCAGCCAGUUAGCCCCAAGGACACGACCACCUUCUCCAAAGCGGAGGAGCAAGACAAGGACAACUGCAGCGCACAGGACGUCACCACACAGCGCCCUCAUCGCUUCAACGUCCACACCUUUACAGGGCUGCACUGGUGUGGCCUCUGUGGGCACUUCCUCUGGGGCUUUGUGUCGCAGGGUGUCAAAUGCCAAGACUGCAAUUUCAAAGCGCAUAAGCAGUGCAGCUCCAGAGUCCCCAAUGAUUGCUGCCCAGAUCUCAAAGACCUGCAAAGCAUAUUUGGAGCUGACCUGACCACUAGCCUGCGAGGAUCUACAGAGAGCGUGCCAAGCGUUGUAACAGAGUGUGUUUCGGAAGUGGAAGCACGGGGACUAACAAUGGAGGGCAUCUAUAGGGUUCCAGGCUCACAGGACCAGAUUGAAGCACUGAGGCUAGCAUUUGAGAGAGAUGGAAAUCGCGUGAACCUGACCGAGAAGGCAGUGCCUGACAUCAAUGUGGUUGCUGGAGUGCUGAAGUUAUACUUACGUCUCUUGCCCAUUCCCCUCGUUACAAGCCAGUGCUUCCUUAGGCUGCAAGCCGUAUGCAAGCUGAGUACCCGGGAGGCUAAAGUGUCCGGCAUUCGAGAAGCCUUACAAACUCUCCCGGUGGCACACCUGUCCACUCUCAAGGUCAUCAUCAUGCAUCUUGCUAGAGUGUGUGACCACAGUGCUGUCAAUAAGAUGACAGCUACCAGUCUGAGCACAGUGUUUGCUCCCACCUUGGUUCAGACAGCUGCCCCGGGGGAAAACAUACAGCCAGCGGAUUUGUUAGCAAUGGCCAACUCGGCUCAAGAACCAAGAGUUGUCGAGGUUCUUGUGGUCUACCAUCGUGACAUCUUUCUAUAGUUCCUGUUUGUAGGUGGAUGGUAAAAGUAUUAACUUUUUUUCACAGUGAUAUUUCCUUAGAACUGAUUAUGAAAAUACUUAUUUCAGUGAUGGUCGUAAAGUAGAUUGAAGAAUUUUUUUUUUAACAAACAGAAAAUCAUCAUAACUUUUUUUUAUGUACAUUGUAUAAGUAUGAGUAGUCAAUUACUGUGAUUUCUUCAUAAGCCUUUGUAUUUUAUGAUGACUUCGUAACACUGACCAGUAACAUGACACCUAUGAUACACCGACUCUGAUAUCAUGAUAGCUUUAGUAGGUUUUUGGUGGACUGAAGUCAAAAAAGAGUUUGCUAUCUGAGCCUGUGUACCGAAGUGUUGGUGCCUUUUAUGUGGAAUCAAAAAAUGAUCUGUAUGACACAAGUUCAGUGUGCCUAGAUACAAAGAGAAUGAAAUGAUUUUUGCCUUUCUUCACGUUUCAGGUAUAAGUGUUCUUUACUGUGAUGAGUUUUCAUCACAGGUGAUCAAACUUGUAGAACAAGUGUCUUUUCACAUUAAGCAUCUUGAUUUUUUGCUUACUGAUAUGAUAUUACAUUAAUCCAUGAGAGAUGUAGAGUGAUAAGUGCUGACUUAUAACAGAUUAUAAGGCAGUGAAUAUUACUUUUAUUUUAGUGGUUUGAUAGCUUAGGGUCCCUAUAUCUAUAUAUUGAUUAGUGUGUUAUAGCUUUUAAUGUCAGUUUUUUAUGCAUUUAAACAUUAUUUUACAGUUUAUGUAGUGUGUGUUGUAUGCACUUAAAGAAAGUUUUAUAUUAGAUUUUUCAGGGAAAAAUAAUGAAAAAAAAUGAUUGGCCUUUAUAUAUUGACAAUCAUAUUUCUAAUUCCUUUUUAGACAGCUGUUAAUCUGUACUGCAUUUCUCAAAUUUCAUUAUUAAUUAAUAGAUUUGUCCACUUUCACCCGUCUUUAUAGAGGAGCUUUGCGCUUUUAUGGUUCAAAAACAUAGUCAGUUUUUGCUUCUCUCUCUUAGCUCCACUUCCUCUUUUCCUCCUCCACCCAUUCCCCUCCUUCACCUCCUUCUUCUCCUCCUCCUCCUCCU